AUGGUCGAGUUUAUUGAAAAUGGGCUAAUUUUAAUAUUUGACCAACAAAUGGCACCCUCCUCUUCUGAAAUGAAAAGGCAACGGCGCAAGAAUCCUCGGUCUGUGCAGAAAGACAAUAAGAACGCGGUGGAUAUAAGUAGCAUUGAUGCGGAUUUUCAUUUUCUCAAUUCCUUUGCAUACAGCAGCAAUAGCGACAAUGAAGCGGACCAUCCGUUUUUUGACAAGGAGGCCAUCAAAGAUUACAUAUCCAACGUAUACGGUAUCGAUGUUGAUUCACAACCGAAUUGUGAUGAUUCGACAUCUGCAGAUGACUUUCUGGCCAGUUGCGUGGAGCAUAUGUCGCUACAACAGAUAUUUGCUUCUGGGCCUAUUUUUGGCCAAGAUUCUGAGGAACAUGAUCCCGGGGGUUUUCCCAUCGAGUACGAGUCCCCUUACUCUAGUGAUGAGUCUGAUGAGAUAGACCGGUUUCUCCAGUAUGAUAUGCCGGGGUUUGAAAAGUCGGGGACCAUUUUUGAUCCCUCUGCCCUUUCUCAGUUAAGGCCGAGAAAAUCGGGAAAUUCAAAAUCAGCCAAUUGCAAUCGCUCGAUCGGCCUAAAGAUUAGCCAAAUCAACAAAAUCAAAGAUGACAUUUUGUGUUCGUGGCUUGCAAGAAAUUCGCGUGAAUUUGAAUUUCCCUCGUCUUUUGAUAAUGCUGCCAGGGAAAAACUUCACAAGAUCGCUCACCAUUUGCAAUGCAAAUCCAAAAGCCACGGACCAAAGUCUGCUAGGACAUUGGUGUUUAUGAAAACCGAGAAAACACCGCUGAAUUACGCCUCAAUUCCGAAACGCACAGCAUUGGCCAUUUCGUCGCUAUUUUCGGAUAUUAUUCAACUUCAAAGAGACAGCUUAUUUGGUGGAGCUGUCGAUUUUGACAAGAAAAAAAGAGGAGCAAAAAAAACGCCCGGGCCUUUUGAAACCCAAGCCUCAAAAGCCAGGCUGCGCCCAGGCCAAAUUGUGGGCGAGUCUGCACCUCCCAUUUCCGAGUCUAACGUUGGAAACGUCCUGCUGAGGAAGCUGGGCUGGUCUCCUGGAUCCUCUAUUGGGAAAAACACCUCGAAUUUGAGCUCCUCUAAAGUGGAAGAUAUAUACGACCAGGCGAUAAAGGUCACCUUUAGAAAGAAAAAUUCCGGGCUGGGUAGCUGA
Mitosporidium daphniae is the source of this 1182-nucleotide messenger RNA. RefSeq lists its product as uncharacterized. The record is from RefSeq and is a predicted model, not a curated record. NCBI's taxonomy places the organism in Eukaryota, Fungi, Microsporidia. Gene Ontology annotation, molecular function: nucleic acid binding. Bases 1 to 1182 code for a protein of 393 amino acids. The transcript is spliced from 2 exons.